Lindgomyces ingoldianus is the source of this 1248-nucleotide messenger RNA. Its product is annotated as MFS general substrate transporter. Gene Ontology annotation, cellular component: fungal-type vacuole membrane. The transcript has 5 exons. Gene Ontology annotation, biological process: transmembrane transport. The record is from RefSeq and is a predicted model, not a curated record. Gene Ontology annotation, molecular function: transmembrane transporter activity. Bases 1 to 1248 code for a protein of 415 amino acids. NCBI's taxonomy places the organism in Eukaryota, Fungi, Ascomycota, Dothideomycetes, Pleosporales, Lindgomycetaceae.
AUGGCACAGAAGGCUACCCCUGACACUGGGGCAGGCUUCGCAAGCUCCAUAGACUCCGAGUCGUGUACAACAAAUGCAGUCGAGGGAGGUGUUGAGGGCUGGCUGACAAUCGUUGGGUCGGCUCUAGUCUAUUACUCUUCUUUCGGCAUCAUCAACAGUUUCGGGUUCUUCCAGUCGUACUACAAGAAUGAGUUCUUGAAGGGCACAUCGCCGUUUACGAUUGCCUUCAUAGGCACGCUUCAAAUAGCGUUGAUGAACUUGCUCUCCCCAGUCUCUGGAUCCUUGUGUGAUUUGCAUGGGAUCAAAUAUCUCUACAUUGGUUCUGGGCUUGGAACGUCUGGAACUCUCCUUGCACUCUCCUUCACAAGCCCUGGCGCCGUUUGGCAGACGUUUCUAAGCCAAGGCCUCCUUUUAGGAUUCGUCAUGUCGUUUGGCAUCCAGUCCGCUCUCACGGUCGCCGGCCAGCACUUUAGACACAAGCGUGCAUUUGCAAUGGGCAUCGUCUCCACCGGAUCUAGCGCUGGAGGAAUUUGUUACCCGAUCAUGUUCGAUAAGCUGGUUGCAUACAUCGGAUUUCCAUGGGCUGUGCGUAUCGCCGCAGUUAAGGUCGCACUAUGCUAUGCAAUAGCUCUUUGCAUCUCAACAAGUAGGCCGUCGGGUAGGGUAACACGAAUCAGUUUUAGUUCACUUCUGGAUCUCAGGGGCUUCCUAGAUGUGAGAUACUCUGUCAUUGCGCUUGGUGCAUUCCUGUGUCAUCUUGGAAUUUGGGUGCCAUUCUACUAUAUUCAGGAAUACUGUGGGGUUAUUUAUCCAUCCGCAAGCAUCCAAGUCUAUCUCUUGUCGCUGGCUAAUGCCACUAGUUUGAUUGGCAUGAUUGUCGGAGGCUUUUUAGGCGACACAAUUGGCCGCCUCAAUCUCCUCUAUCCUAUUAUCAUUCUUUCAGGGCUUCUUUCCCUCUUUAUGUGGCUCCUCGCGGCCUCGCUGCCAGCUAUCAUCGCAUUCUCAUGUAUCCAUGGCUAUUGUACGGGCCAUUUCGUUGCGCUGCUUCCCGCAGUCGUCGGCCAGAUCUCCCCAGACGAGAAGCUCGGCGCAAGGAUGGGUGCAUUCUACAGCCUGGUGGCAAUUGCGAGCUUGGUUGGGACACCGGUUGGUGGGGCUCUAAUCAAGGGCAAGUCCAGGGAAGGCUAUCAAAAUAUAAUCUUCUAUACGGUAAAUGGGCUUGUGUUAAUUCCGAUACGCCGUAACUAA